CUCCGCACUAUCCGCUAACUAUUCGCAAUCGACCGACGUCUUGGUUGUUGGACUUGGGUUAUAAUGACUUGACUUCUGCUAAAUGAACCCGUGGACUAGUAUAAGUUUAUCGCAGUGGCGUAUUUUUUUUUUUAUUAGGCGAGUGCCGAAGCAAUCGCUCCCAUACGAUAAGGACUAAUAGCGUCGAGUGAGAGUUUUUUCGUGCGUUGUGCUGCUGAGGCGGCGUGAUGGAGAAACAGUCCAGGUGGUCGGAGCAGCGCUCCGAGCAGCGCAGCGAGCAGCGCGUGCAGCAGCACUCCGAGCGGCGCGAGCAAGUCGUGCAGCAGCAGGAGCGCGUGCAGCGCACCGAGCAGCACUACACACACCAGAUGCUUUCACAGCAAGUUGAAAGUGCUGGUGGCGAACGCAUACCGAUCACUUCAGGAAGACCUGGAGAUUUAUCUCCACCGAUUUUCGAGCAGAUAUUUAAGAAUGCAAGAUUUGCGCAAGGUGGCAACGCUAAAUUUGAAGGAAAACUUAGAGGAAACCCAACGCCUGUUGUGUCAUGGACCAGAAAGAAGGCACCGUUGGUAGAAUGCAACAAAUACAGCAUGAGUUACAAUGAGCAAACUGGCGAUGUAUCUCUGCUCAUUAAACAGAUAGGACCUGGUGAUGAAGGAGAAUACACAUGCACAGCGCGAAACCAAUAUGGUGAAGCGAUUUGUUCAGUUUAUAUUCAACCCGAAGGUGUACCAGUGACCACCCAUCAAGCUUCACAGCAGCAAAGCUACAAGCAUGUUAGUGAAAGCGUUGAGCACAAAUCUUAUGGAACACAAGAAUAUUCAACCGAACAGUCUCGUCAAUCUCACAGGUACGCUUAUACAAAUGGUUCCGAUAUUUCAUCUACAGAAGAUUUCAAGGUUGACACUUUUGAAUAUAGACUAUUGAGAGAAGUUUCUUUUAGAGAAACGAUUACUAAGAGAUUCAUUGGUGAAACUGAUAUUCAUAUAAACACAGAAGUUGACAAAUCUUUGGGACCAGUGUCGCCACCAAAAAUAUUUCAAAAACCUAGGAAUUCUAAACUACAGGAAGGUGCCGAUGCACAGUUUCAAGUGCAAGUGUCGGGUAAUCCUCGACCUCGUGUAACGUGGUUUAAAAAUGGCCAGAGAAUAGUUAACUCAAACAAACAUAACAUUAUAAAUACAAAUAAUCAAACGAUCCUUAGAAUAAGAAAUACGCAAAAGUCUGAUUCUGGUCACUACACUCUUUUAGCUGAAAACCCCAAUGGAUGUAUUGUUACUUCUGCGUACCUUGCUGUAGAAUCUCCUCAAGAAACAUACGGACAAGACCAAAAGUCACAGUAUGUAAUUGAUACUCAACAAGUAGAGACUGAAAGAAUAGAAGUAAGUGAAAAAGCCCUUGCUCCGCAAUUUGUAAAAGUCUGCCAAGACCGUGAUGUAACUGAGGGAAAAAUGACGCGAUUCGAUUGCCGCGUCACAGGCAGACCUUAUCCAGAAGUCACGUGGUUCAUUAACGAGAAACAAAUUCGAGACGAUUAUAAUCAUAAGAUUUUAGUAAACGAAUCUGGUAAUCAUGCGCUUAUGAUUACGAAUGUUGACCUUAGUGAUAGCGGUGUGAUAACUUGUGUAGCACGAAACAAAAGUGGAGAAACAUCUUUUCAAUGCCGAUUGAACGUAAUAGAAAAAGAGCAAGUGGUAGCUCCGAAAUUUGUUGAACGUUUUAGUACUUUGAACGUGAGAGAAGGAGAACCUGUUAUACUGAAAGCGCGAACAGUCGGCACACCUACACCGCGAAUCACAUGGCAGAAGGACGGCGCUCCGAUUAUACCCAAUCCAGAGCUACGAAUAAAUACCGAAGGUGGAGCCUCGACAUUGGACAUACCUAGAGCCAAGGCGUCGGAUGCGGCAUGGUAUCAGUGUACUGCACAAAAUGUCGCAGGCUCCACAGCCACUCGGGCGAGGCUUUAUGUAGAAGUACCAAAAGAGCCCCCACCUGAGCAAAAACGUCUGCACUUACCGCGGCCUACGAAAAUUAUUGAGCCAGAGCCCGCGCCUGGACCAGAAGUGAUAUACUUAAGGCACGUGGAAAGAGCACGACCAUACGUUCCUCCGGGUGAAGAAGACCGCGUUUAUCCUCCACCACAGUUCAUAGUGCCACUAAAAAGUGUAACACAAAUGGAAGGCGGUAAAAUUCAUUUUGAAACGAGAAUAGAACCGGUCGGAGACCCAACGAUGAGAAUUGAGUGGUUAAAAAAUGGACAAAGUAUUGAAGCCAGUUCAAGAUUUACUUCAGUAUUCCGUUUCGGAUAUAUUUCUUUAGACAUGCUCAGUCUUAAUAUUCAAGAUAGUGGUGAAUAUACAUGCCGGGCAGUAAGUGCUACUGGGUUGGCAGAAACCAAAGCAAUGUUGCAAGUGACUCCAAGAUCGACCAUUGAAAGAGCAAGUCAACAUCCAGAAAGCUUACAAUAUAUUCAGCAAUUAGAAGACUACUCCAAAUAUCAACAUCAGGAGUCUAUUGAAGAACAAAUAUCACAAAGACCACAAUUCAUAAGACCAUUACAAGAUCUUGGGGAAUUACAAGAAGGCCGGAAUGCACAUUUUGAAGCGCAACUUACUCCAGUUAGUGACCCUACUAUGAGGGUCGAAUGGUACAAAGAUGGCAAGUCUAUUACAGCCAGCUCGCGAAUCACAGCAAUCUUCAACUUCGGCUACGUCUCCCUUAACAUCAUGCACCUACGGGCUGAAGAUGCAGGUUCGUAUACAGUGAGAGCUGUUAAUAGGUUAGGCGAAGCUGUCAGUACCGCAUCGAUCCAAGUAGCUGCUAGAAGUACGGUUACGGCUGACCUUGGUAUACCUGAACAACGUAGAUACAUAGAGAAGACUGAGCAGCUGGAAGCUUAUCAACAACAACAGCAUCAAAAGUACUAUCAGGAAAUACCAGAUAGUACCCAGAGACCAGAAUUUAAAACACCGAUCAAAGAUCAAAUAAACAUAAAAGAAGGCGGUUUUGCGCAUUUUGAAGCUCGCCUUGAACCAAUAGGCGACUCCACACUUAGAGUGGAAUGGUUAAAAGAUGGACGUCCAGUUGAAGCUAGUUCACGAAUUACUACGUUCUUCAAUUUCGGAUAUGUAGCUUUAACUAUAAAGUCUGUAACUAUUCAUGAUGCCGGUCACUACACAUGUCGAGCCUAUAAUGCACUUGGUCAAGCUGCUACCAGUGCCAAUCUGACUAUAGUUACAAGAAAAGAUAUUAUAGCUGAAUCACAGCAUCCUGGUGGACUAGAAAAAAUUCAGUACUUAGAAGAUUCUAGUAAGUAUUCGAGACGAACGGACGAAGAUGUUAGAAUUACCCAAAAACCUAGAUUCCUUGGUCCUUUGAAAGGAACGAAUAAGAUUGUAGAAGGACAAAGCGCGCAUUUUGAGGCAAGAGUAGAGCCACAAAAUGAUUUGACAAUGAAUGUCGAAUGGUAUUUCAAUGGAAAGCAAAUUAAAUCGGCUAAUCGAAUCCAAGCUUAUCACAAUUUCGGCUAUGUUGCUUUAGACAUUACUAGUGUUCGUGCUGAAGAUGCUGGCGUAUAUACGGUGGUAGCGCGUAAUGCUGCUGGAGAAGCACAACUCAGUGCUUCUAUGUUGGUUGAAACCCGCUCUAGUAUUGAUACUUCAAGUAUACAUCGUGGCCUGUACGAAAAAACACGACAAAUAGAAGAAUCAAAAUUCGUUGAACCAAUGUAUCAUAUUGAAGAAAUUUCAAAAUCAAAGCCGGUUUUUGUACAACCCCUGUCGGAUCCCCAACCUGUUUCCGAAGGUAAAAAUAUUCACCUCGAGUGUCGACUGGAACCUAUGGGUGAUCCUACAAUGAGAGUUGAAUGGUUCCAUAAUGGAAGAGCAGUCACAGUAGGAUCUCGAUUUAGGACUUACUACGAUUUUGGCUUUGUAGCAUUGGAUAUUAUACAUGCUACUUCGGUUGAUUCAGGUGAAUAUACUGUUAGAGCAGUAAAUCAUUUGGGGUCAGCGCACACAUCAGCAAUGGUGAGAAUUAUUGAAAGAUCAGAUAUCUUAACUGACACUCAAAAUGAGCAAGCUGUGGAACAAAUUCAAAUGCUAGAAGAUGCGAGCCGUCGUAAUAAGCACGUGCAAGAAGAUAUAACUGUCAUGCAAGCACCACAAUUUUCAAGGGCGUUGCAUAAUAUUGAAACCGUAGAAGGUACUAAUGUACACUUAGAAUGUCGACUACAACCAGUCGGAGAUCCUACUAUGAAAGUAGAAUGGUUCUGCAAUGGUAGACCGAUUAAAACAGGUCACAGGUUUAGACCAGCUUACGAAUUUGACUAUGUCGCCUUGGAUCUUUUAAGCGUAUAUCCAGAAGACUCCGGGGUAUAUACAUGUCAAGCAACAAAUCAAUUAGGAGAAGCUGUCACAUCUUGUGCCUUGCGAGUAAUGGCAAAGAAAGACUUAAUUUUUGAAUCACAGCAUCCUUCUGGCUUAGAAAAAAUUCAAUAUUUAGAAGAUACUUCUCGUUAUAAAAAAUCAGAUGUUGUUGAUGAAUUUAUAAGCAUCAAACCACGAUUUAUAACAAAGCCAAAGUCAAUUGACAGUGUUAAAGAAGGUAACCACGUUCACUUUGAAUGUAAGCUUGAACCAGUUACUGACUCAAAUCUAAAAGUUGAAUGGUUUAAAAAUGGCCAACCAGUUACAAUUGGUCACAGAUUUAGACCAAUACACGAUUUUGGAUACGUAGCCCUUGAUAUAAUAGAUCUGAUAGCCGAAGAUUCAGGUAUUUAUACAUGUAGAGCUGUUAACCUUGUCGGCUCCGAUGAAGUAAAUUGCAAACUAACGUGUCGGGAAACGGCUGACAUUAUAAGAGCUACUCAGAAUGAAGUAGGUUUAGAGCAGAUUCAAGUUUUAGAAGACAGAUCAAAAUAUCAUAGAACUGAUAUUAUUGAUGAAAUAACCACUCAAGCGCCCAUAUUUACAACAUCAUUGAAAAAUGUCGAAAUCAAAGAAGGACAACGAGCCCACUUUGAAUGUAGACUCAUUCCUGUUUCUGAUGCAACAAUGAAAGUAGAAUGGUAUCAUAAUAAUAAGCCUCUAAAAAGUGGUUCUAGAUUUACGGAGACAAACAACUUUGGUUUUGUUGCACUCGACAUUAUGUCUUGUUUGCCAGAAGACUCGGGUACAUACACCUGUAGAGCAAUCAAUGCUCUUGGUGAAGCUGUAACAUCGGGUACUGCAAUAGUACAUUCGAAGAAAUCAAUUUACCUGGAGUCCCAGCAUGAAGGUGCUUUACCAAGACUAACACAGCUAGAAGAUUCCACAAGACAUCAAAGGCAAUCGACGCAAGAAGAACUAGUGACUCAAGCGCCUGUUUUUACUUUGCCCAUGAAGGACAUACGAGUUGCAGAAAAUCAAGCAGUUCACUUCGAAGCUAGACUUAUUCCAGUAGGUGAUCCUAAAUUAAGAGUUGAGUGGUUAAGAAAUGGAGUUUCUAUUGAAGCUUCAAAUCGCAUCACUACCAUGCAUGACUUUGGCUACGUUGCUCUCAACAUGAAGUAUGUGAAUCCCGAAGACUCGGGUACCUACACCUGUCGAGCAAUAAAUGAACUUGGAGAAGCUGUUACAUCGUCUACCCUCUUCGUUCAAUCUAAAGCAUCUUUACAAUUAGAAACAGUACAUGAAACUGCCUUGCAAAAAAUACGACAGUUAGAAGAUACAUCCCGCUAUCAACGCAGGGAAGAAGUCGAGGUUGCUGUAAAUCAAGUUCCUCGAUUUAUUACACAAUUAAAUGGUCCUUCUAAAUUAGUCGAAGGGCAAAGUGCACAUUAUGAAUGUAGAAUAGAACCCUAUCCCGACCCAACAAUGCGAGUCGAAUGGUACUUCAAUGGGAAAGUCUUACAAAGUGGGCAUCGUUAUCGCACGGCUUAUGAUUUUGGCUUCGCAGCCCUUGAUAUUCUGACAGUAUACGGAGAAGAUUCUGGUGAAUAUACUUGUAAAGUUAUAAAUAACUUAGGUCAAGCUGCAUCAUCUAUCAAACUAAAUGUUCAAUCAAAAGAAUCAAUUAUUAGAGAUACACAGCAUGAGAGUGCUUUGGAAAAAAUUCAAUAUCUUGAAGAUGAUAGUAGAUACAAGCGAGUGGUCCGAGAUGAGGGUUUUAUUGCCGAGAAACCUCAAUUUGGAAAACCUCUUAAAAAUGUACACGUUGCGGAAGGACUACCGAUACAUCUAGAGGCCACCUUAACACCCGUUAAUGAUCCUACAAUGCGAGUCGAAUGGUAUUGUAAUGGAAGACCUAUUCAACAAGGCCACCGAUUUAAGACUACUUAUGACUUUGGUUAUGUCGCGUUGGAUGUUUUGUAUGCUUAUGCAGAAGAUUCUGGAACUUACAUGUGUAAGGCGACAAAUGCAGUCGGUGAAGCAGUAACAACCAGUUCUGUGAAUGUGGAUGCCAUGGCUACUUUAUAUCUGGAAACAUUAGAUGAACAACGCUUGAAAAAAAUCAAAGAACUCGAGCAAUACGAAAGACCAAAAGCUGUCGAAGAAGAUAAACCCGGUCAACGACCUGUGUUCUUAACUGCUUUAACUAGUCUAGAGAACCUUAAAGAAGGUGACCGUGCUCACUUUGAAUGUAGAGUAGAGCCUAUCAAUGAUCCUGAUCUCAAAAUUGAGUGGUUCCUUAAUGGUAAAAAAAUAAAGACAGGUCACAGAUUUAGAACAACACAUGACUUCGGAUAUGUCGCAUUGGAUAUAUUAUAUUCUUACGCUGAAGAUUCUGGAACGUACAUGUGUAAAGCCACUAACAAACUCGGAGAAGCAGUUAAUACGUGCACGUUGAAGGUUGCAAGUCAUCGAAAUAUUAUCUUAGACACUCAACAUCCUAAUGGCCUUGAGAAAAUAAGACAACUAGAGGCCCAAGGUCAUCAAGCAAGAAUAGAAGUUGAAGAGCCUAAGAUUUCACCACCAAGAUUUGUAACGGAACUCAGGGGAACAACCCAUGUUUUUGAGGGUCAAACGGCACAUUUUGAAUGCCAAGUUGAACCAGUACACGACCCUAAUUUACGCAUUGAGUUCUAUCACAACGGUAAAGCAUUGCAAUCUGCAUCACGGUUCCAUAUAACUUUUGAUUUUGGUUAUGUGUCAUUGGAUAUACAGCACUGUGUCCCGGAAGACGCAGGUGAAUAUUCUGUAAAAGCGAUUAAUGCUCUUGGUCAGUGCACUUCAUCGAUAUCCAUGACAGUAACCGCAAAAGGUAGUAUUAUAUCGGAAUCUCAACGUCCAGAAGGUCUCGAGAAAAUUCGAGAGUUAGAAUCAGCAGAACCAUUUAAAAGGCCAGAAAUACCUGAGCCCGUUACUAGGCAAAGACCUGUCUUUACUCAGCCUCUGCAAAAUAUCGAUAAUAUUCAAGAGGGACAGACUGCUCACUUUGAUUGUCGACUUAUUCCUGUUGGAGAUCCAACUCUCAAAGUUGAAUGGUUCAGAAAUGAAAAACUAAUAGAGGACAGUUCAAGAAUAACCAAAACACAUGAUUUUGGAUAUGUUUCUAUGACUAUUUCUCACGUGCGUGAUGAAGAUGAAGGAGUUUAUAUGUGUAGGGCAUCGAAUUUACUAGGAGAAGCAGUUACAACAGCUGCAAUGAAAAUAAAAACAAAAGCAUCGAUCCAAAUGGAUACACAACAUCCUGAAGGAAUGAAGAAAAUUCAAAAAUUGGAAGAACCCUUGUCAAGAAAAGCCGAGGAACCAGAAAGAGAAUUUGAGAAACCAAUCUUCACUCAGGUUUUGACCGGGCCAUCUGAAUUAUGGGAGGGACAACACGCUCAUUAUGAGGCUCGAGUAGUUCCUGUUGGAGACCCCAGUCUGCGAUUUGAAUGGUAUAUAAACGGCGUUGAACUUAAAAUGGGUUCGCGAUUCCGCACUACUCACGAUUUCGGUUUUGUUACGCUGGACAUCAAUUCAGUUGUUGCACAAGAUGCAGGAUUAUAUAUGUGUAAGGCUAUAAAUAAGGCAGGCAGCACUGUGUCUUCUACUUCGCUAAAAGUAAAAACAAAAUCAACAAUUAUUGAUGAAGCCUUGAGACCUGAAUCAUGGCAAAAAAUUCAAUUGAAAGAGGCAGCAAUGAACAAAGUGCCAGAAAUGUUUAUAGAUACUAGUGUUCAACAGGCUCCCAUAUUUACCACCCACCUUAAAAGCUAUGAUAAGCUUGUUGAAGGGCAACAUGUUUAUUUAGAAGCCCAAGUUGAGCCACGGACGGAUCCUAACUUAAGAAUUGAGUGGUUUAAGAAUGGAAUAUCAUUAACCACUGGAUCAAGGCUAAAGAGUACUUUUGACUUUGGCUUAGUAACGCUCUCUAUCAACUCCUUACGAAUUGACGAUUCGGGUAUAUAUACAUGCAAAGCUACAAACUUAAUGGGUGAAGCAGUUUCCACCGCUUCGAUUAAAAUUGAAGACCGUCAUUGGCUGCUCGGUGAAUCAUUACACCCUCAGUCCUUAGACCGUAUAGGAGCACUGGAACAACCUAAACCAAGUAAGCCUGAGUCACCAGAACCAGUUUAUGAGACUCCUGUUUUUAUUUCACAUCUUAAUAACAUAAUAUGCAAGGAGGGUGAUAAUAUACACUUUGAGUGCAAUGUCGAACCAUCUAGAGACCCGACACUUAAGAUUGAAUGGUUCUUUAACAACAAACCUUUGCCGUCUGGGACUAGAUAUAAGAGUACGCAUGAUUUUAGCUAUGUGUCAUUGGACAUUACGCACACGUAUGAAGAAGAUUCUGGUAUUUUUACAUGUAAAGCUACUAAUAGCAAGGGAUCUGCGACUACGUCAGGUUCUUUGAGGUGUACCGGAGAUAAACACAUUUAUUUGGAUACUCAACAUCCACAAGGCAAAGCUGGUUUAGAAGCUGUUGAACAAGCAGAAGAAGCAAGACUCUCUAAAACAAGAAGAACAUCUGUUCCAGAUGUUGAAUAUCCGAAACCUGAAUGGGUGGUACCAGUGGCUGCUGAACAUCAGUUAAUUGAGGGACAGGCUCUUCACCUCGAGGGCCAAGUUGAACCCAAGAACGAUCCUGACUUAAAGAUUGAAUGGUAUUUUAAUGGCAAAGUUUUAGAACAAGGUUCACGAUUUAAGCUUACGAGUGAUUUCGGUUUUGUAACCUUAGAUGUAACCGACGUAUAUGAAAGGGACAGUGGAAUUUAUACAUGCAAAGCUUAUAAUAAAAAAGGAGAAGCGUUUACCUCUUCUACUAUUUAUUGUACUAGUAAAGAAAACCUUAUUGAAAGAACGCAACAUCCAAAAGGUAAAGAAGGCUUGGAAAAAAUACAAAAUCUAGAAGAAUCUCUUCGCAGGGAGCCUGGACAGAAGCCCGAAGAUGAUACAGGAAGACCACCCGAAUUUGUUACCCUUUUCCAAGACAUUACUGAUAUUAGUGAAGGUCAGAUUGCCCACUAUGAAGCAUCUUUGAUACCCACUGGCGACCAGAGUAUGGUUAUCGAAUGGUUUUAUAAUGGUAAAUCAAUUGAGGCUAGUCAUAGGAUACGUACAGUAUAUGCUUUUGGAAUGGUGGUUCUUGAAAUUUUGGGUACAAAAACUUCUGAUUCUGGAGUAUACUCAUGCCGUGCUACAAAUAAAUGGGGUCAAGCCGAAAUAAACGUUAAACUGGAAUGUGUAGACAAAAGCAAAGGACAAAAGCCUAAGUUUACUACACAUAUACAGAAUAUUGAAGGUCUUAAAGAUGGCCAGUCCGCACACUUUGAGUGUACUGUAAUUCCAGUUGAUGACCCGGACAUGAAGAUUGAGUGGUAUCAUAAUGGCCAGCCGUUACGUCAUUCUACAAGAAUUAAAACUAUUUCUGAUUUCGGUUUUGUAGUCCUUGAUAUUGCGUAUACCCAGAACCAUGACACCGGAGAAUAUAUUUGUCGUGCUUAUAACAAAUAUGGGGAAGAUUUCACUAAAGCUACUAUAAAUUGCUAUGGAAAGGGUGGAGUUUAUUCAGAUAGCUUACAACCUGAAUCUCUAGCAAAGAUCAGAGAACUAGAAAGCUUGCAAGGUAUGCAACAACACGUACCAGCAUUGGCUUCGGCUGAACCACCUAAAUUUAUUACACAGAUACAAGACAUUACAAAACUUGUUGAAGGACAAAGCGCACACUUCGAGGCAAGGCUGGUUCCAGUAGAUGAUCCCGAUCUUAAGGUUGAAUGGUUCUACAAUGGGAAAAAAUUACCACACGGGCACAGAUAUAGGACUUUCCAUGACUUUGGGAUAGUUAUAUUAGACAUUCUGUAUUGUUAUGAAGAAAAUUCAGGAGAAUACGAGUGUGUCGCGACUAACAAAUUGGGCCGAGAUUCAACAAAAGCUACUCUUAAAUGCACUUCAAAAGAGAAUUUGAUUCUGGACUCGCAACUACCGCGGGGCAUGGAAGGUGGCUUACAGAAAUUACAAACACUAGAAGAUUCUAUGAUACGCAGAAAGGAAACUGAAAUAGAAGAAAAACGUGGAAAAGCACCCGUUUUUACAGUUCCCUUAUCCAACAUUGAGAAUCUGAGAGAGGGCGAGAACGCUCAUUUCGAGGCUCGCUUAACGCCGACUGAUGACCCCAAUCUUAAAGUGGAGUGGUAUUGGAAUGGAAAAUCUUUGAAGGCUGGGUCUAGAUUCAGAACAUUUUGCGAUUUUGGUUUUGUAAUACUUGAAAUAUCACCAACUUAUCCCGAAGACUCUGGUGAAUAUUUAUGUAGGGCAUAUAACAAUUACGGCGAAGCAGUCACCACAGCUGCAAUGAAAGUACAAGGAAAGAGAAACAUUAUUUUAGAGUCACAAUUACCAAAAGGUAUGGAAGGCACCAUCGACAAAAUAGCUGCCCUGGAAGGGUACACUGGUACUGUAGACUCAUUAACACCAGAAGCGGAAAGUGGUAAUCCCCCAGAGUUUACCACGACGCCGUCUGAUCUCAUACUAUCGGAAAAUUCAUCUGCUCAUUUCGAAUGUCGUUUGAUUCCUGUCAAUGACUCCAGCAUGAUAGUUGAAUGGUUCCAUAAUGGCAAACCCCUUUUAACUGGAUCGAGGGUAAAGACGAUAAAUGAUUUUGGAUUCGUUAUAUUAGAGAUUGGCGGUGUAUAUCAACGCGACGCUGGCCUUUACACUUGUAAGGCAACAAACCGACACGGUGAAGCAACGGUGUCUUGUAAACUUCAGGUCAAAGGUAGACAAGGUAUUAUUCUUGAGCCACAGUUGCCUUCUCAUUUUAAAUCUGGUACCGAAAGUAUACAAAAACUAGAAGAAACGCUACACAAACGUGACGAAAUUACUAUUGAGGAUGAAAAACCAAAUCCUCCUAGAUUUACUGUUGAAAUUAAGGAUAAUCUUGAUGUAAACGAAGGAGGACCUAUUCAUUUCGAUUGCCGUGUUGAACCUGUUGGUGAUCCCACUAUGAGAAUUGAUUGGUUUUAUAACGGCAGACCUUUUGCGACAGGAUCUCGUGUACAUAUGCUGAACGAUUUUGGAUUUAUUGCUUUGGACAUAGAUUAUAUAUAUACUAGAGAUGCUGGCGAAUACACUUGCCGUGCUACAAACAAGUGGGGUUCAGCAACUACUACUGCUAAAGUCACAUGCAGUUCUAAGCGUGAUAUUAUCUUAGAAUCUCAGUUACCACAAGGUAUGAGUGGAGAGAAAAUAAAAGAACUGGAAAAAGGGCGCAUCAGCGACGCUCCUAAAGAAGAAACUGUAGUUAAUUCACCACCUAAAUUCAUUACUCAAAUUCAAUCACACACUAUAGAAGAAUCUGAGUCUGUGCGUUUUGAAUGCCGAGUUGAACCAAAACAAGAUCCUAAACUGCGAAUUGAGUGGUAUAGAAACGGUAAACUUUUACCUUCUGGUCAUAGAUUCCGAACGGUGUAUGAUAUGGGCUUUGUUUCACUUGACAUUUUAUACGUUUAUGCUGAAGAUUCAGGGGAAUAUGUUUGCCGUGCUGUCAAUGACUUUGGAGAAGAUUUCACUAAAGCGACUGUAUCUUGUAAACAACUCCCAGAUAUUAUUUUACAAAAUCAAGUACCGAAAGGCAUGAAGAAAUCCGAAGCAUUAACUCAAAUGGAGGCAACUAUUAAGAAAUAUACCUCGGAAGUAUUUUUAACAGAAGAAGAUCUCUUUGACGUCGAUAAGAAACAACCACCUCGGUUUGUAACACAAAUCCAAAGUCAAACUACCUUGAUUGAAAUGGAAUCGACCAAAUUUGAAUGUCAGCUAGCGCCCGUUGGAGAUCCUAAUAUGAAAGUUGAAUGGUUCUUUAAUGGCAAACCUUUGUUACACAAAAAUCGCUUUACACCGAUUUAUGACUUUGGUUACGUUGCAAUGAACUUCGGCUGGGUAUAUCCGGAAGACAGCGGUGAAUAUCUUUGUCGAGCAACUAAUUUGUAUGGUAUGGAUGAAACCAGAGCGGUUAUUAAAACUACUGGUAAGCCAGGCAUUGUGUAUGAUUCUCAGUUGCCUAAGCAUAUGAAGAGUAUUGAAAAAAUACGGGAAAUGGAAGCUUCUUGGCAAGUUGGGCCUGAACAAGCUGUGGAAGAAACUAAGCCCCGAUCAGCUCCAGUAUUCGUAAGCCGUCCGGAACCAGUUACAGUAGAGGAAGGAGAAUGGGCACGUUUUUGCUGUCGUGUGACUGGCCAUCCGAAACCUCGAGUGAUGUGGCUCAUCAAUGGAAAUACCAUUGUGAACGGCUCUCGAUACAAGCUGACGUAUGACGGAAUGUAUCACCUUGAUAUACCAAAAACCAGGCAGUAUGAUACAGGCAAAAUCGAAGUUAUUGCUAGAAGUUCAGUAGGGGAGGCUUUAGCAACCACCGAGUUAAAAGUUAUUCCGAGACACGAUGAUUAUAGAGGUGUUCUCAAAAACGCACCAAGGCCUUGGUAUGAUGAAACAACUCAAUAUCAACGAUCCGAAACUGAGUUGGAAAAAACAUUCGAAGAAAGGCAAACUAUGCAACGUCAGGGUGUUAUUGAUCAUAGACCUGAGUUGAAGCCAAAACUUAUUAAGGAUGCUGAAACGGAGUGGCAACAGACAGUAAAGAAAAAGAAGAGUGAGGAAUAUUACAACAAAUUGCAGGAACUUGAAAAUGAACAAAUUGUUAAAGAGAGUCGGUUGAGGGAGUCUUCCCGUCAAUAUUCCAUUCCUGGAGAGAAAGUUACAAGUUCUUCCGUCGCUAGAAGUAUGGCACAGAAAUAUGAAGACAAAUUGGAUCAAACAGAAGAAAUUGUUGAAAAUCAAACUCAAAAGAAAGUACAAAAGGCGAGAAUACCUGGUCCAUCAGAAUCUACCGUUCACGGCAAGGAAGUGCACGUCGCCAAACAAAAACAAAUACAAAAAGAAAUUGUCGGUGAUACAGAAAUUACUCGGAAAAUUACAUCAACGGAAACAACUGAAGUAGAACAUAAAGCUCAAACAAAAGAGAGAGUGGUCGAGGGGCCCGUUAAACCCUGUACACCUCCAAUAUUUACUAAAAAAAUGCAGCCUUGUCGUGUUUUGGAACACGAACAAGCAAGAUUUGAGGUAGAAUUCGAUGGAGAUCCAUUACCACAAAUAAAGUGGUAUCGCGAAAACUUUCCUAUUAAGAAUUCGCCAGACUUCCAAAUUCAUACUUUCAGCACCAAAUCCGUUCUUAUAAUUAGACAAGUUUUUGUUGAAGAUUCUGCAGUGUUUGCAGCCGUAGCUGAAAAUAGAGGCGGUACUGCCAAAUGCAGUGCUAAUUUAGUCGUGGAAGAACGUAGACGCCAAGGCAGGGGUGGAGUCAUUCCGCCUAGUUUCACCUUGACAGCGCAAAAUGUCAAUGUGACAGCUGGUCAGUUGGUGAGAUUUGAUACCAAAGUUACAGGAACGAAGCCAAUCGACGUAUACUGGUUAAAAAAUGGUAAGAAAGUUCAGCCAGAUAUAAGAAACAAGAUCUUGGAGGAAGACGGCACAUAUACUCUACUUAUUUUAGAAGCUUUUACACAAGAUUCGGGUAAAUAUGAAUGCGUAGCCAUAAAUAGCUCCGGCGAAGCAAGAUGCGAUGCUGAAUGCGUGGUCAAUGCUCCGGCUACUAAAGAUAAACCAAAGCCCCAAACAAAGUCAGCUAAUUCUCCGCCCGAAAUUAUAGAACCACUCAAAGACAAAAUAGUCACUGAAGGACAAGCUAUCGAGUUUGGAUGUAAGAUUGUCGGCAAACCUGUUCCUACUGUGCAAUGGUACAAAGGUGAAAAAUUAAUUAAGCCAUCCAAGUACUUCCAAAUGUCUAGGACUGCAGACGAUUACUCUCUACGCAUAUCUGAAGCUUUUCCUGAAGAUGAGGGUGACUACAAAUGCGUCGCUUAUAACUUAGCUGGCCGUGUGACUGUUGCUGCUAAACUUAAAGUUCUGCAACCAGACCAGGCUGAAAAUUUACCAACUCUUACACCUCUGCGUGAUGUCGUCGUGUACGAGGGCCAACCUGCACAGUUCAAGACUCACAUCACUGGCAAAGCUAAGCCAACCAUCCAGUGGUUACGAGAAGGCGCUCUCAUACCAGAAACUCCUGAUUUCCAAAUGAUACACGAGGGCAAUAACGCAGUGUUGUUGAUCGGCAACACAUACGAAGAGGACACCGGCACGUUCACUUGCCGCGCUACUACCGCCGCGGGCCAGGUCGAGACCUCGGCUAAGCUAGUCGUCAAAAAAUCAAGAAAAGAAGAAACUCGAAAAAUUUGCGAUGAGAAGACAGAGAAUUCAAUCGGUAAAACCACUGAUUCAAUAGAUUUAACAAGCAGAGUUUUACAUCAAUCGACAGAAGAAUCGAAUAUUUUGAAAUUAGGAAAAAUAGUUAAUGUACAAACGCGCCAAGUCCCUUGGAGAAAAAAGGCUCGAGAUCAUUCGACAGAAACAAAAAAAGAGGACGGCUUACAGACUAAACACUGGCGAAAAUCACGCAUUGAAGAUUCGUCUAGAAUUCAAAAAGUAGUAGAAAGCGAGCAAUUAGAAACUGAUUUGAAAAUGAAAAUUGAGCUUGCCAUAGACGAUAAAAUUGAUAUAAAAAAGAAAGACAUAAAGUCUAUUGAAAAUAUUACUAAAGAACAGGUACCGUGGACUCAAGAAGCAAUUAAACUGCGUCCUACAAAGAUCGAAAAAGUAGCCAUUAAAAAAGAUAAAAUAGAAGAUGUUAGCUUAAAACAAGUAAGAAAAAGUUCACUCCAGAAAACUGAAACGCUACUUAUAGAAGAAUCAUUAACAGCUAUCGAAGAUACAGUAAUACUAAAGGUUAAGGAUUCUGAAGAACAAUCCAAAGAAGUGACUUGGCGCACUGAAAAAAGAAAACCCAUAGAAGAAAACUCCAUAGAACAACCGAAAGAAAAAGUAGUUCUUAAGCCUGUUCCAAAACCAAAGAUAUUACAAGACCAACAUUUUGAAGAAGUUCCUCUUAAACCAGUCAUAAAACAGAAACUACAGGAAGAUGAAAAGCUACAAGAGGUUACUUGGCGCACUGGUAAGAGAAAACCUACAGAAGAACAACCUAAAAAGGAGAUAGAACUGAAAACUGUUCGCAAAUAUGAGGAAAUAAGUAAAGAUAAAUCUGAAGAAGUUUAUUUUAAAUCCGUUCAUGAAACAAAAGAAGAUCAAUCUGAAGAUGUAAAAUGGCGAACAGGCAAACGACGUCCUAACGAUGAACAACCUAUUGAAGAAGUGAUUCUUAAACCUAUGUUAAAAAUAAAAACAACUAAAGAUGAAAAGCCACAGAUAGUUCCUCUGAAACUUCCUACUAAAGAAAAACCUCAAGAAGAUGAAGAACCUAAAGAAGUAAAUUGGCGAACUGGCAAACGUCGUCCAUUAGAAGAACAACCUAAAGAAGAAGUAGUUCUAAAACCUGUGCCGAAAACAAAAGCACCUAAAGAGGAAGAACCUAAAGAAGUUAAAUGGCCAACCGGCAAACAACGUCCAAAAGAAGAACAACCUGCUGAAGAAGUGGUACUCAAACCUGUGCCGAAAACAGAGGCAGCCGAGGAAGAAGUACCGGAGGUUGUUAAACUAAAACCCACUGUAAAAGAAAAACCGAAACAAGAUGAAGAACCUAGAGAAGUUAAAUGGCCAACAGGCAAACGGCGACCAAAAGAAGAAAAACCUACUGAAGAAGUGGUACUCAAACCUGUGCCGAAAACAGAGGCAGCCGAGGAAGAAGUACCGGAGGUUGUUAAACUAAAACCCACUGUAAAAGAAAAACCGAAACAAGAUGAAGAACCUAGAGAAGUUAAAUGGCCAACAGGCAAACGGCGACCAAAAGAAGAAAAACCUACUGAAGAAGUGGUACUCAAACCUGUGCCGAAAACAGAGGCAGCCGAGGAAGAAGUACCGGAGGUUGUUAAACUAAAACCCACUGUAAAAGAAAAACCGAAACAAGAUGAAGAACCUAGAGAAGUUAAAUGGCCAACAGGCAAACGGCGACCAAAAGAAGAAAAACCUACUGAAGAAGUGGUACUCAAACCUGUGCCGAAAACAGAGGCAGCCGAGGAAGAAGUACCGGAGGUUGUUAAACUAAAACCCACUGUAAAAGAAAAACCGAAACAAGAUGAAGAACCUAGAGAAGUUAAAUGGCCAACAGGCAAACGGCGACCAAAAGAAGAAAAACCUACUGAAGAAGUGGUACUCAAACCUGUGCCGAAAACAGAGGCAGCCGAGGAAGAAGUACCGGAGGUUGUUAAACUAAAACCCACUGUAAAAGAAAAACCGAAACAAGAUGAAGAACCUAGAGAAGUUAAAUGGCCAACAGGCAAACGGCGACCAAAAGAACAAAAACCUGCUGAAGAAGUGGUACUCAAACCUGUGCCGAAAACAGAGGCAGCCGAGGAAAAAGAAGUUGGACCUAUAAUUAUUCAACCAAUCAAAGCCAUGACCAUUAAUGAAAACGAUGAAUUUGAGCUUGAAGUUACAUUUCAACCGGAAGAAAAUAACAAAAUCACUUGGUUCUGCAAUAACCAAAUACUUAAACAAAGCGACGAUUGCUAUAUGUAUUUUGAAAAUGGAAAAUCCACAUUAAAAAUUAUGAAUACAGAUAAAAAGAAAGUAGGCAAAUAUGAAGUAGUAAUCGAAAAGAAUAAUCUUGUUUCGAAAUCAGCAAGUACUGUUAAAUUAGCAAAGUCAAAAGACGAGGAAAUUAUAAAACCUCCUACUUUUAUUAAAUCUUUAAAACCAAAACAUGUUGAUGUAGGUGAUGUCGUUUUACUUGAAACAGAAGUACAAUCGAAUCCAUGCGCAUCGUUUCAAUGGUUUAUUGGUAAUAAGGACGUUAUUAGUUAUACAAAGGAAAAUAAAAUUCACAAUAUAUAUAUAACAAACAAAAAUAAUAUUUCAUGUUUAUGCAUCGAAAAUAUGACACUAGAUCUGUUUGGAGUAAUGACAUGUAGAGCUGAAAAUUUUGGGGGUUCUGUGUCAUGUUCUGCUUCAGUAAUGAAAAGGGAAAAUAUUGAGGAAUCGUUAGGCAGGCCACCAUCAUUUAUCGUCAGGUUAAAAUCGGCAACGGUGAUGGAUGGAGAUGCAAUCCUAUUAAAUAGCACCGUUACUGGAGAACCAUGCCCUAAAAUUGAUUGGUAUCAUAAUGAAAAAAAGAUUGAGUGGGCUAGAGAUGUAACUUUUGGUCGUCAAGAAUCGGGAUUAUGUGAACUAUGCAUAAAAGAAGCUUUCCCAGAAAUGUCAGGCAAUUACAGUUGCGUAGCUACAAAUGAGCUUGGGUCUUGCAGCUGCGAAUGUUUUGUAACUGUGGAAGCAUAUGAAUACGCGCCUAGUGCAUCUGAAGAGGACGUUUUGAGUGACGAAAAAACAAGUGACUUUGAUGAGUUUGCUCCAAAGAUAAUAAAAGCUUUACCCACGGUCAUUUCGACCGUCGAAGGAGAGCUGACGAGAUUGGAAGCUAAAGCGAUUGGAGUCCCUAAACCUGAAAUAAGAUGGUUGAAACAGGGGGUACAAAUUGAGAGAUCUCAGGAAUAUCAAAUAGAAGAAUUAGACGACGGUACUUCGAUUUUGAUUAUGCCGGAAGUGUACCAAGACGAUACCGGUGAAAUAAAAUUCGAAGCCUAUAACUCGCUAGGAGUUACAUCAACAAUUGCAGCAUUGUCUGUUGAGAGUGUCAUCGGGACCAAAGAUUACAGGAAACCGGAAUGGGUAACGCAUAUGGAGGAAUUACAAGCCGCUCUUAAAGCGAGCCAAUCGGUGCCAGCUUUCAUCCAACAAAUAUUGUCAGAACGAGUAUGCGAAGAGGAGACAGUAACGUUUGAGGCAAUCUAUAGGGGAAACCCAACACCAGAUAUCGUUUGGUAUAAAGAUGACGCUGUUAUAAACACCGAUGACAAUUUCAUUAUAGAAAACAAAGACAAUCGAACAAUUUGCAAAAUAAGAAAAGCUACGAAAAUUUUAGAAGGAACGUAUAAAUGUAAAGCCGUGAGUGACAUUGGUAUGGCAAUAACUAAAGCUAAUUUACAAGUGUUUGAAAAAAAUGAGAAUUUUGAAAAAAAAUCGUCAAAGAAAAUAAAAAUCUUAAAAACGGAAACGUCAAAAAUAGAAAAAGUUAAAAAAGUUACAGAUGAAAUAGUCUCAUCUGGAAGCGAAAUUGAAGUCACAGAGUCUCUUGAAUCGAAGGCAACCACUAAAGAAAAGGCCGAAGUUACAUUUAGUGAGGCUGAUUCUGUAGAAACCGCAGAUGUUGCUACUCUUAAAAAGGUCGAAGGGAAAAGAAUAGUUGAAAAUAAAUUAACGGAAAUAUUAGAACCAGUAAUUUUGCCUCAUGAAUAUUUAAUCUCUUCUCAACAACAAAAUGAGGAAACAGUAAAAACAUUGGAAAAGACAUAUGAAACAUAUAGAGCGGUAUUAAAAACAGUCGAAGAAGAUUUGAAAGUGUCAGCGGAAAUCAAUGAGCUGUUAGAAGUGAUUAAUGCUAAAGAAUUUGGUCCUGGCGAAUCGCCCUUGAGAGAAUUAGCUAAGAUUGGUUAUAUGCUAAAAAGAGGUAUAACUACGCAAGAUAUCGAAUGCUUAUAUGAUUCACAAUACUUUCCUGCACUAAGAGUUCCACAAUCGCAAUCUGCUUUGGUAAAUUUGGUAGAACGCCAAGGUCACGGAGCCCUCAUUACAGAAGUGCUUACAGCAGAAACAACUCAAAAUGAAGAUGUAAUUGCUGCAAAAGUAGGAUUCCGCGCCUUCAUGAAAAUGAUUGAAUUGAAACAUACUGCUGUCGAAGAGGUCAUAGCUCACUUGUAUCCUGAAGACUUUAGGCCUCGUGCCUGGGAAAAGAAAGAAGCCCAUGAGGUAAUCGAACAACCAUCGGCUGAAGAGCUCGCAAAAUCAUCUACGAUAAAAGUAAUGAAAGAUUCGGGUCUUAUUUCUGAUGCAAGUUAUAGAGACGAUGUCAGAGCGAAACGCAAAAAAUACAAAAAACAAACAUUAGGUUCAGAAGAAGUUGUUGAAGAUGAUGAAAUUUUAACAAAACAAUUGAAAAAGUUACACCCAAGACAAAUAGUGGAACAUUUAGAAAUAGAUGAGACAAACAUUUUAGAUGAUGAAAGCUUUGUUUAUUCUUCUGCUAUUACCACAGAUACUUGUGAUAAUAAAAUUGAAAUAAUACCUGCGAGUGAAGUGGCACAUAUAAUAACUGAACAACAAACAGGAAAUGUAGCGAACAUAAGACUCGACGCUAGUUAUCCUGUUGUAAGUAAUAUUCAAAAUGCUCAUUAUAAAGAGGAACCGUUACAAGUCGAUCAAAAGAAUAGUAUAAAAAAUGUAGAAGAAACUUUCAGCGAGUUGGAAUCAUUAGAGAUAACCCAAGUAGAAGCUAUUAACUCCGUUGAUGAGAUUCGAGUAAGCGCUAUAAAGAAUGAUAACACGGCAACUGCAGCUCUCGUUCCUGCAGAAACUAUUGUGACAGCUGAGACACUGUUUAAUAUUUCAGCCGUUGAUAUUAAUAAAGAAGAAAUACAAAAGCAAAAAGCAAAGUCGACAAUAAUUUUACAGGACGCCAUACACGUUACACAUGAUACUAUUUCAAUAAAAGAAGAACCGUUAAAAGACUCAUCAAUAAGUAAAUCAUUUGCUACAAUGUCAGUAUCACCUUUAACUGAACUUAACAUUACCGAAAUAAAUGAAGAAAGUAAAGAACAAGAACUAUUCAGUCAAAAUACUGACAAAGCUGUAAUUUCUAAACCUAACUUUAAUUUAUUGGAAUCUGUUGAAGUUGGAGAAGUUUUUGUUGAAGAUAGAUCGGGUAAAUAUUAUCCGGAAUUAAUUGUACCAACGGAAAUGGCAAAGAAAAAUAUUUUAGUAUCUAAUCAAAUUAUAACUCAAAUUCAUGAUGUUCAAGAAAAAGAGGGAUCCUUAAAUAUUCCUAAGGCACCACUUUUACAAGAAGUGAAUUUAGAUAUUACAUCCAAAGAUAGUAUUGUUGUGUCUAUGAAAGACAUUCAUGAAAAAGAAGGUGUAUUAGAACUUUCUGAAUCUCCAGUAAAAGCAACAGUAGCAAGCGAUAUAGUAUUGCAUUCAAGUUUGAAUAAUUAUAUGACCACACCACAUGUAAAAGAAUCAGAUUUUAAUGCAGAUACUUUUAAUUCUAAAAAGGCUGAAAUAGCUUUUAAUGAGCAUCAACACAAGUUUAACAUCGAAACCAAUAUUAAUGAUUCUGAAAAUGCUUUACAAAUGGACGAAGUUAUCGUUGGGAAUCGGGCACGUGUGACCAUGUCAGUACUAGAUAAAAACACUGUCGAAGAAAUUCGAAUUCAUGAGAGCGAAAAACAUUUUUUUCAAAAAGACGAUAAACAAAUGGUGAUAGCCAAUGUUGAUAUCGAAGCUACUGAAUCUAUAAUCAUGUCAGAAACAAUAGGAAUGUCAUCAAUGACUGAGUUCGAAACUCCAGAUGUAGCAGAUAAUAAAGUAGCUAUGGAAGCUGUUGUUACCGAGAAUGCUAAAAUUAUAAUUUCUCCAUUUAUACACGAUCAAGAAACUUUGCAGUCGUACACCUCUAAGCUUCCCGAAAAUAUUUCAAUGUCUCUGAUUCCUAAUAUACCAAUUUCUGUUUUAGAAACAAGGUUAAAUGAUUCUGAAAAUGAACUGGUAACUGAUAAAGUUCCAGAACUUUUAACCACUAAACCAAUGUCUACUCAUCAACUUAAAACUCCAGUUUCUCUAGAAGUUAACACUGCAGAUCAAUUAGAUUAUUUACAGCCAUUUGAAAGUAGCCCCCAUAGUGCGCAUGAACAAAGAGAUCUACAUAAGGAGUUAAUUGUCCUCCAAACAACAGUUGAAGAGCAAUUGCGGAAGUUGGAUGAUAAUCCAGUAAAUGAAACGCAACCAGUAGCUUCAUUUUUGCCAAAUGAAAGUAUAAACGUUGUCGAGACAAUAUCUAAUUCUAUUGAGGAAGACCUUGUUGUUGAAAACAUUUUUUCAGAUAAGUUUGCUAAAAUAAAUAUUGAUGUUGAUCAUAAAGUUCCCAUAACAUCUGAGGUUAAUUUAAGGGAUUCUUUGAACCAGUUAGAUAAUUUGAAAUUGCCAUGUAAAGAAGCUGAAUUGGUGCAUAAUCUGUUUCAUCCAUUACAUAUCUCCGAAAAUAAAAUCUUAGAUAGUCAAACUUCUUUGGAAAGAAACAUCACACCUGACCUCAAAUUUGUUAAGUCUGAGUUAGUUUCAGUGGAUGAGAGCCUUAGAGUCACAGAAAUAACCCCCAAUGAAAAAGAAGAAUUGUAUGAAAAGGCAAAAUCAUUUGAAUUAACUAGCACAGCUACUUCCGAUAUUGUUAGUAGACCAGUUGCAAUAUCUUCGGAGUUAUAUGAAAAUUUAACUGUAGGUUUUACUGAAGGAGACAAUAUUGUUCCAAAAUAUUCAACAGCUAAUGUAGAAAAUAUUGCUCAUAAAGAGAUAUCUGUGUCUACUACAGAAUCUAUUGAAAAGGAAGGUAUUCUUAAAUAUAAUAAACCAAAAACAGUUGAAGCCUUACCAAAUAUUAAUUCCAACCAAGCACUAAUAAUAAAUGAAACUCAAUCGGAGACUUUUCCGACUUCGUUCAAACCAGAUUCUGUAGUUGGAAUAUCAAUUAUUCCAUCUGCAAUAACCUCGGAAGCUUUAUUGCAACACGAAAUCUUAGUACAUUCUUCAGAAAGUAUUUUAAAGAACCAAGAAAGUUCUAACAAAACAAAAGCUUCUAUAUCUGUUUCAGCGCUAACAGUUCCAGAGCGCGAAGAGAAAGUAACAGCAGACAAAGAGAAGACCCUAUUAAGUCGAAACACCCCGGAAAAACAAAUUGUCACUAUAACAUUAUCCGAGCAACAUGGUUUGGAAACAAUAGAAACUUUAGCCCAAUGCGGUAAUAUUAAAAGAUCGGAUAACUUUGAAUGCCAGAGCAAAACAGCAUUGGUUAAAAUUGACGAUAUUUAUGGUAAAGCUCCAAGUGUGGAAGAAACACUUAUUAUACAAACAACAACGGACAUUACUGAUAAUAUCAAAAAGGCAAAACCGGAAAUUAAAUCAUUAGAACAUUUGAAUUUACAGCAAACAGAAACUAUAGCCGCUGAAAGUGAAACAUUGAUGUCUGAAGAUAAGCUUAUAAAAUUAGUAGCCACUUCAAAUCUAGUAGAAUCACAGGCGGUAAUUGGUAAUGCUAUAGAUGUUAGAGAAAAAGAAACAACAUUCGAUCAGCUAUUUUGCUUACCGAGUCAAGAUGCUUCAGUUGAAUUUACGCAACAUAGUGGGAUUAUACAUACUGAAGUCAUUUUAUCAAACAAUAUAGAGUUUAUUGAAAGUGCUAAAAAACCUGAAAGCAAAAUGUUAAAUACAAAUAUUGAAGAACAGAAAUCAGUUGAUAUUACAGAAAUUUUCCCAACAGAGUCGGAAAUUUAUUUGAAAGAAUCAUCUAAAGCUAAACCCCAUACAUUGCAGCCUACACUAAAUAUAUCAAUAAUUCCAUCUAUUGAGUCUACUGAGACAGUAGUGAAUGAACAAGAAGGUAUGUUACCUUCUUUAGUUGGAACUAAACCACAAACAGCUGAAUAUAAUCUUAUACCGUCACAAUAUGUAGAUAUUUCUGAGGAAAUUGUAGCAGAAAAGGAGAGCAAAUUAAAGUUAAGUAAUAUACCAAUUGCAACUAUUAACGAUAUUAAUUUUGGCUCACACCAUCAUAUAAAUGUAGAAGUUUGUCAGACAUCUGAACACGAAGAACCAAUAAAAAAACUAAAUGACAAAUUUACAAAUAUUAAAGAUUUUAGUUUAGAGUCUGUUAAAGCACUUAAUAUUGGUGAAGUUAAAACAGAGGAAAGAUGUGAAGAUUUAUCCAUUAAUAAAAACAUAAAAGCAGAAAAACCACUAGCCAGUCUUGAAGUGGGUGGUCAUAUCGAUACCACUGAAAUAAUACCAUUCGAAAUCGAAACCAUUUUAUCAACUAAUUUAGAUAAAACGGGAAAAGUUACCCCUAAUUUUGAACAAGCUGCUACGUAUGUCACUGUUCAAGAAAUUGAAUCAAUUGAAAAAGAAGAAAGAUUAGACGUUGAAGUUAAGGGGCGACCUACACAUAUUGCAUCAACAAUUGAAACAAAACCCUCUAUUGAAGUACAUGAAAUAAUACCCGUGGAUUCAGAGUCUAAUAUGCCACAGAAAAAUAUCCCAAAGACAGAAAAUUUGUCAGUCCUGAUGGAGACACAACAUCACGUUACCGUAACAGACACAUUUACAAAAGAAAAAGAAGAAGUUCUUAAAACACAAAUAUUUCCAGAAAGUAAAGAGCAACAACGUACUAUUAAAACAACCCAUCAUAUUAUAACAAGCGAAACUAUAGCUAUUGAAGAUGAACCGGAAAUAGAUGAAUUUUACAAACCUGUGGGUGAGACUGCCGUAAAGUCACACAUUUUAGAAGAAAGCAUAAACAAAGAAGAACAACAAACAUUUGAAAGCAUCGGAUUAGUAACACAGUUGUAUGAGCCACAAACAUUAAAUGCAAAGGAAGAUAUAGCAACUUUUAAAGCUGCAGAACAUGUCGAAGUAUUAAUCCAAGAACAAUCAAUCACGCUAGGUAAAUGUGAAUCAAAAGAAGAGAAAGCAUUACUUACACAAGCACCUAAAAAAGAAAUUAUAACUUUAGAGCCACAGAUUCUGGAGAGUACAAAACAAUUAUCAAAGGAAAACAAUAUCGUGGAAACCUGUCUCGAUUAUGAAAUGGAAGUUCAUAAAAACUAUGUUACACAAGAGAAUUUAGUACAUGAACUUUCUGAAAAUUUUGUUAUUCAUACAAAUGUUCCUAAAAAAGCUGAAAAACAAAUAAUAGAACUAAACAGUUUUGAACAGACAGAAAUAGUAACUGAAGAAAUGUCGAAAGAUUUUAUUAAACCAGAAUCUAUAAAAAAUCAAAAAGCUGACGAAAUUGCUAUUAAUUUCCAAGGUGUAGGCGUUAUUAAACAAGAGCUAUUAGAAAAUAUUAAUGAUCUUAUUAAUACUGUACAGCCGGACUCAAAAAAAGCUUCAGUUGAUUUAAAUUCCCAUUUAAGUUUUACUAUUACCGAAAAUAUUUGUGAAGAACCUGUAACAGAUAUUUCAAAUGAUGAAGUAAAAGCACUUAAACUUACAGAGGAACUUUUAACUGUUAAACCAGUAGAGCAAACUGUAGUUAUUGCCGGUGAAAAUAUCGAAAAUAUUACCACGAAACUUAAGGUGGAACAAAAAUCUAUAACAUCCGAGCCUAUUCAAUACGAACCGUUGAACCAAAUAGAAUUUUUAAUUCAUGAAAAUGAAGUAGAAACAAACUUUGAUAAAAUGUCUCACUUAGAAAAUGCUUCGAUUUCUCUGACACACAUGACACAUUUACAAUGUACUGAAAAUGUAUCUGAGUCUUCUGUUGAUGAUUUGUCGAUACCAGUAGCCAAGACACAUAAUUCGACAAUUAAAACAAACAACAUGUCUCCUCUAAUUAUCACUGAAAAUGUUACUUUACAAAACGAAUCUGACCUACAAAUCACAGAGCCAAUUAAACAAAAACUAAAAACAGUAUUAAAUCUGUCUAAUGAAUUAGAAAUUACUGAUAAAACCUUAGAAGAACACAUAACGCCGUAUAAGGAAGUUACACCUAAAUUACAUGACAGUAAAGUGUCUUUUGUAGAAGAUGACGCAGAAGUUACAACAUUUCAAGAAACAUUUAAAAUAGAUAAAAAACCUCUACACACUCUAUCUCCUAAAUCAUCCGACAUAGAAGAAUCGGAAGAAAUUAUAACGAAAUUUAUGCAAGGUCAAGGAAACGAAGAACCUAUACAAAUCAAAACGAAGCGUACAAUACUAAGAAAAAAACGAAAAUCGAGUGCUAUAUCCGACAUAGAAGGCGACGUCGUUAUAGAAGAAACAAUAGAUGAUGACCUGGACAAACAACAAAAUAUUAAAAAGCGACACGAUGUUAAAAUUGAAGAAUAUCAUGGUGAAGAAAAUUUAAAUGAAAAUUUCACUGAUCACAGUACAGUCGAAUUACCAGACGAUCACGUUAGCUUACCAAAACUGCCAACUCAAGUGUUUAUUGAAGAAAUGUUUGACGAAGAUACGCGUGUUUCUAAAACAUCACGUGAUAUCACCAUACGUAAAACACACGAACUAUUGAAUGACCAACCACUCGAAGAUAUUCUUUUACCAGAAAAGGCGAAGAUAAUUGAAAAAACUCCUGAAGAAGUAAAAUUAACACAAGUAAAAAAUGAAAAGAGCACAGAGCAAACUAUCGAGACUGAAAAACGGUUGAUCAAAAAACAUAAGAAAAAAACACAAGAAAGAACUGAUUCAUUAUUCGUAACAGAACAAACGACGCCGGAGGAAGAAGAAUUCAAACCCGUCGAAAUUAUUGAACUUCCCCAGGAAACAGUCGUUGAGGAUGUUGAAACCCCAGAAGGUAAGUCCAAACAAAAGAAAAUUACAACACGCAUUAUCAAAAAGAAGGUGGGUCCAAAACUGGAAACCACACAAAUCAUAACUGAACAAGAAGAUGACAAAGCACCAGUCACUUCUGUACACAAAACAGAGGAACUCAUUGAUGACACAGUUACACCUUUCGAUGACAUUGUAACAUCAGAAACGGCAAAGGUUAUCGAAGAGGCUCCAGAGCAAGUUAAAGUUACACAAGUUACUACUGAAACUGGUGAAUCGAAGUCUGUUAAGACUACAAAACGUGUGAUUAGGAAGCAGAAAGGUAAAAAGCAGGAAAAAACUGAAAUUACAACUGUCGAAAAAGAAGGCGAGGAACCAGUCACCACAGUGUCCGUAACAGAAGAAACGACACCGGAGGAAGAAGAACUCAAGCCCGUCGAAAUUAUUGAGCUUCCAACGGAAACAGUCGUCGAGGAUGUCGAAACACCAGAAGGUAAGCUCAAACAAAAGAAAAUUACAAACCGCAUUAUCAAAAAGAAGGUAGGUCCAAAACUCGAAACCACACAAAUCAUAACUGAACAAGAAGAUGACAAAGCACCAGUCACUUCUGUACACAAAACAGAGCAACUCAUUGAUGACACAGUUACACCUUUCGAUGACAUUGUAACAUCAGAAACGGCAAAGGUUAUCGAAGAGGCUCCAGAGCAAGUUAAAGUUACACAAGUUACUACUGAAACUGGUGAAUCGAAGUCUGUUAAGACUACAAAACGUGUGAUUAGGAAGCAGAAAGGUAAAAAGCAGGAAAAAACUGAAAUAACAACUGUCGAAAAAGAAGGCGAGGAACCAGUCACAACAGUGUCCGUUACAGAAGAAUCGACACCGGAGGAAGAAGAACUCAAGCCCGUCGAAAUUAUUGAGCUUCCAACGGAAACAGUCGUCGAGGAUGUCGAAACACCAGAAGGUAAGCCCAAACAAAAGAAAAUUACAACACGCAUUAUCAAAAAGAAGGUGGGUCCAAAACUGGAAACCACACAAAUCAUAACUGAACAAGAAGAUGACAAAGCACCAGUCACUUCUGUACACAAAACAGAGGAACUCAUUGAUGACACAGUUACACCUUUCGAUGACAUUGUAACAUCAGAAACGGCAAAGGUUAUCGAAGAGGCUCCAGAGCAAGUUAAAGUUACACAAGUUACUACUGAAACUGGUGAAUCGAAAUCUGUUAAGACUACAAAACGUGUGAUUAGGAAGCAGAAAGGUAAAAAGCAGGAAAAAACUGAAAUAACAACUGUCGAAAAAGAAGGCGAGGAACCAGUCACAACAGUGUCCGUUACAGAAGAAUCGACACCGGAGGAAGAAGAACUCAAGCCCGUCGAAAUUAUUGAGCUUCCAACGGAAACAGUCGUCGAGGAUGUCGAAACACCAGAAGGUAAGCCCAAACAAAAGAAAAUUACAACACGCAUUAUCAAAAAGAAGGUGGGUCCAAAACUGGAAACCACACAAAUCAUAACUGAACAAGAAGAUGACAAAGCACCAGUCACUUCUGUACACAAAACAGAGCAACUCAUUGAUGACACAGUUACACCUUUCGAUGACAUUGUAACAUCAGAAACGGCAAAGGUUAUCGAAGAGGCUCCAGAGCAAGUUAAAGUUACACAAGUUACUACUGAAACUGGCGAAUUGAAGUCUGUUAAGACUACAAAACGUGUGAUUAGGAAGCAGAAAGGUAAAAAGCAGGAAAAAACUGAAAUAACAACUGUCGAAAAUGAAGGCGAGGAACCAGUCACAACAGUGUCCGUUACAGAAGAAUCGACACCGGAGGAAGAAGAACUCAAGCCCGUCGAAAUUAUUGAGCUUCCAGAGGAAACAGUCGUCGAGGAUGUCGAAACACCAGAAGGUAAGCCCAAACAAAAGAAAAUUACAAACCGCAUUAUCAAAAAGAAGGUAGGUCCAAAACUCGAAACCACACAAAUCAUAACUGAACAAGAAGAUGACAAAGCACCAGUCACUUCUGUACACAAAACAGAGGAACUCAUUGAUGACACAGUUACACCUUUCGAUGACAUUUUAACAUCAGAAACGGCAAAGGUUAUCGAAGAGGCUCCAGAGCAAGUUAAAGUUACACAAGUUACUACUGAAACUGGCGAAUUGAAGUCUGUUAAGACUACAAAACGUGUGAUUAGGAAGCAGAAAGGUAAAAAGCAGGAAAAAACUGAAAUAACAACUGUCGAAAAAGAAGGCGAGGAACCAGUCACCACAGUGUCCGUAACAGAAGAAACGACACCGGAGGAAGAAGAACUCAAGCCCGUCGAAAUUAUUGAGCUUCCAGAGGAAACAGUCGUCGAGGAUGUCGAAACACCAGAAGGUAAGCCCAAACAAAAGAAAAUUACAAACCGCAUUAUCAAAAAGAAGGUAGGUCCAAAACUCGAAACCACACAAAUCAUAACUGAACAAGAAGAUGACAAAGCACCAGUCACUUCUGUACACAAAACAGAGGAACUCAUUGAUGACACAGUUACACCUUUCGAUGACAUUUUAACAUCAGAAACGGCAAAGGUUAUCGAAGAGGCUCCAGAGCAAGUUAAAGUUACACAAGUUACUACUGAAACUGGCGAAUUGAAGUCUGUUAAGACUACAAAACGUGUGAUUAGGAAGCAGAAAGGUAAAAAGCAGGAAAAAACUGAAAUAACAACUGUCGAAAAAGAAGGCGAGGAACCAGUCACCACAGUGUCCGUAACAGAAGAAACGACACCGGAGGAAGAAGAACUCAAGCCCGUCGAAAUUAUUGAGCUUCCAGAGGAAACAGUCGUCGAGGAUGUCGAAACACCAGAAGGUAAGCCCAAACAAAAGAAAAUUACAAACCGCAUUAUCAAAAAGAAGGUGGGUCCAAAACUCGAAACCACACAAAUCAUAACUGAACAAGAAGAUGACAAAGCACCAGUCACUUCUGUACACAAAACAGAGGAACUCAUUGAUGACACAGUUACACCUUUCGAUGACAUUUUAACAUCAGAAACGGCAAAGGUUAUCGAAGAGGCUCCAGAGCAAGUUAAAGUUACACAAGUUACUACUGAAACUGGUGAAUCGAAAUCUGUUAAGACUACAAAACGUGUGAUUAGGAAGCAGAAAGGUAAAAAGCAGGAAAAAACUGAAAUAACAACUGUCGAAAAAGAAGGCGAGGAACCAGUCACAACAGUGUCCGUUACAGAAGAAUCGACACCGGAGGAAGAAGAAUUCAAACCCGUCGAAAUUAUUGAACUUCCCCAGGAAACAGUCGUUGAGGAUGUUGAAACCCCAGAAGGUAAGUCCAAACAAAAGAAAAUUACAACACGCAUUAUCAAAAAGAAGGUGGGUCCAAAACUGGAAACCACACAAAUCAUAACUGAACAAGAAGAUGACAAAGCACCAGUCACUUCUGUACACAAAACAGAGGAACUCAUUGAUGACACAGUUACACCUUUCGAUGACAUUGUAACAUCAGAAACGGCAAAGGUUAUCGAAGAGGCUCCAGAGCAAGUUAAAGUUACACAAGUUACUACUGAAACUGGUGAAUCGAAGUCUGUUAAGACUACAAAACGUGUGAUUAGGAAGCAGAAAGGUAAAAAGCAGGAAAAAACUGAAAUUACAACUGUCGAAAAAGAAGGCGAGGAACCAGUCACCACAGUGUCCGUAACAGAAGAAACGACACCGGAGGAAGAAGAACUCAAGCCCGUCGAAAUUAUUGAGCUUCCAACGGAAACAGUCGUCGAGGAUGUCGAAACACCAGAAGGUAAGCCCAAACAAAAGAAAAUUACAACACGCAUUAUCAAAAAGAAGGUGGGUCCAAAACUCGAAACCACACAAAUCAUAACUGAACAAGAAGAUGACAAAGCACCAGUCACUUCUGUACACAAAACAGAGGAACUCAUUGAUGACACAGUUACACCUUUCGAUGACAUUGUAACAUCAGAAACGGCAAAGGUUAUCGAAGAGGCUCCAGAGCAAGUUAAAGUUACACAAGUUACUACUGAAACUGGUGAAUCGAAAUCUGUUAAGACUACAAAACGUGUGAUUAGGAAGCAGAAAGGUAAAAAGCAGGAAAAAACUGAAAUAACAACUGUCGAAAAAGAAGGCGAGGAACCAGUCACAACAGUGUCCGUUACAGAAGAAUCGACACCGGAGGAAGAAGAACUCAAGCCCGUCGAAAUUAUUGAGCUUCCAACGGAAACAGUCGUCGAGGAUGUCGAAACACCAGAAGGUAAGCCCAAACAAAAGAAAAUUACAACACGCAUUAUCAAAAAGAAGGUGGGUCCAAAACUGGAAACCACACAAAUCAUAACUGAACAAGAAGAUGACAAAGCACCAGUCACUUCUGUACACAAAACAGAGGAACUCAUUGAUGACACAGUUACACCUUUCGAUGACAUUGUAACAUCAGAAACGGCAAAGGUUAUCGAAGAGGCUCCAGAGCAAGUUAAAGUUACACAAGUUACUACUGAAACUGGUGAAUCGAAGUCUGUUAAGACUACAAAACGUGUGAUUAGGAAGCAGAAAGGUAAAAAGCAGGAAAAAACUGAAAUAACAACUGUCGAAAAAGAAGGCGAGGAACCAGUCACAACAGUGUCCGUUACAGAAGAAUCGACACCGGAGGAAGAAGAACUCAAGCCCGUCGAAAUUAUUGAGCUUCCAACGGAAACAGUCGUCGAGGAUGUCGAAACACCAGAAGGUAAGCCCAAACAAAAGAAAAUUACAACACGCAUUAUCAAAAAGAAGGUGGGUCCAAAACUCGAAACCACACAAAUCAUAACUGAACAAGAAGAUGACAAAGCACCAGUCACUUCUGUACACAAAACAGAGGAACUCAUUGAUGACACAGUUACACCUUUCGAUGACAUUGUAACAUCAGAAACGGCAAAGGUUAUCGAAGAGGCUCCAGAGCAAGUUAAAGUUACACAAGUUACUACUGAAACUGGUGAAUCGAAGUCUGUUAAGACUACAAAACGUGUGAUUAGGAAGCAGAAAGGUAAAAAGCAGGAAAAAACUGAAAUAACAACUGUCGAAAAAGAAGGCGAGGAACCAGUCACAACAGUGUCCGUUACAGAAGAAUCGACACCGGAGGAAGAAGAACUCAAGCCCGUCGAAAUUAUUGAGCUUCCAACGGAAACAGUCGUCGAGGAUGUCGAAACACCAGAAGGUAAGCCCAAACAAAAGAAAAUUACAACACGCAUUAUCAAAAAGAAGGUGGGUCCAAAACUCGAAACCACACAAAUCAUAACUGAACAAGAAGAUGACAAAGCACCAGUCACUUCUGUACACAAAACAGAGGAACUCAUUGAUGACACAGUUACACCUUUCGAUGACAUUGUAACAUCAGAAACGGCAAAGGUUAUCGAAGAGGCUCCAGAGCAAGUUAAAGUUACACAAGUUACUACUGAAACUGGUGAAUCGAAAUCUGUUAAGACUACAAAACGUGUGAUUAGGAAGCAGAAAGGUAAAAAGCAGGAAAAAACUGAAAUAACAACUGUCGAAAAAGAAGGCGAGGAACCAGUCACAACAGUGUCCGUUACAGAAGAAUCGACACCGGAGGAAGAAGAACUCAAGCCCGUCGAAAUUAUUGAGCUUCCAACGGAAACAGUCGUCGAGGAUGUCGAAACACCAGAAGGUAAGCCCAAACAAAAGAAAAUUACAACACGCAUUAUCAAAAAGAAGGUGGGUCCAAAACUGGAAACCACACAAAUCAUAACUGAACAAGAAGAUGACAAAGCACCAGUCACUUCUGUACACAAAACAGAGGAACUCAUUGAUGACACAGUUACACCUUUCGAUGACAUUGUAACAUCAGAAACGGCAAAGGUUAUCGAAGAGGCUCCAGAGCAAGUUAAAGUUACACAAGUUACUACUGAAACUGGUGAAUCGAAGUCUGUUAAGACUACAAAACGUGUGAUUAGGAAGCAGAAAGGUAAAAAGCAGGAAAAAACUGAAAUAACAACUGUCGAAAAUGAAGGCGAGGAACCAGUCACAACAGUGUCCGUUACAGAAGAAUCGACACCGGAGGAAGAAGAACUCAAGCCCGUCGAAAUUAUUGAGCUUCCAGAGGAAACAGUCGUCGAGGAUGUCGAAACACCAGAAGGUAAGCCCAAACAAAAGAAAAUUACAAACCGCAUUAUCAAAAAGAAGGUAGGUCCAAAACUCGAAACCACACAAAUCAUAACUGAACAAGAAGAUGACAAAGCACCAGUCACUUCUGUACACAAAACAGAGGAACUCAUUGAUGACACAGUUACACCUUUCGAUGACAUUUUAACAUCAGAAACGGCAAAGGUUAUCGAAGAGGCUCCAGAGCAAGUUAAAGUUACACAAGUUACUACUGAAACUGGCGAAUUGAAGUCUGUUAAGACUACAAAACGUGUGAUUAGGAAGCAGAAAGGUAAAAAGCAGGAAAAAACUGAAAUAACAACUGUCGAAAAAGAAGGCGAGGAACCAGUCACCACAGUGUCCGUAACAGAAGAAACGACACCGGAGGAAGAAGAACUCAAGCCCGUCGAAAUUAUUGAGCUUCCAGAGGAAACAGUCGUCGAGGAUGUCGAAACACCAGAAGGUAAGCCCAAACAAAAGAAAAUUACAAACCGCAUUAUCAAAAAGAAGGUAGGUCCAAAACUCGAAACCACACAAAUCAUAACUGAACAAGAAGAUGACAAAGCACCAGUCACUUCUGUACACAAAACAGAGGAACUCAUUGAUGACACAGUUACACCUUUCGAUGACAUUUUAACAUCAGAAACGGCAAAGGUUAUCGAAGAGGCUCCGGAGCAAGUUAAAGUUACACAAGUUACUACUGAAACUGGCGAAUUGAAGUCUGUUAAGACUACAAAACGUGUGAUUAGGAAGCAGAAAGGUAAAAAGCAGGAAAAAACUGAAAUAACAACUGUCGAAAAAGAAGGCGAGGAACCAGUCACCACAGUGUCCGUAACAGAAGAAACGACACCGGAGGAAGAAGAACUCAAGCCCGUCGAAAUUAUUGAGCUUCCAGAGGAAACAGUCGUCGAGGAUGUCGAAACACCAGAAGGUAAGCCCAAACAAAAGAAAAUUACAAACCGCAUUAUCAAAAAGAAGGUAGGUCCAAAACUCGAAACCACACAAAUCAUAACUGAACAAGAAGAUGACAAAGCACCAGUCACUUCUGUACACAAAACAGAGGAACUCAUUGAUGACACAGUUACACCUUUCGAUGACAUUUUAACAUCAGAAACGGCAAAGGUUAUCGAAGAGGCUCCAGAGCAAGUUAAAGUUACACAAGUUACUACUGAAACUGGCGAAUUGAAGUCUGUUAAGACUACAAAACGUGUGAUUAGGAAGCAGAAAGGUAAAAAGCAGGAAAAAACUGAAAUAACAACUGUCGAAAAAGAAGGCGAGGAACCAGUCACCACAGUGUCCGUAACAGAAGAAACGACACCGGAGGAAGAAGAACUCAAGCCCGUCGAAAUUAUUGAGCUUCCAGAGGAAACAGUCGUCGAGGAUGUCGAAACACCAGAAGGUAAGCCCAAACAAAAGAAAAUUACAAACCGCAUUAUCAAAAAGAAGGUAGGUCCAAAACUCGAAACCACACAAAUCAUAACUGAACAAGAAGAUGACAAAGCACCAGUCACUUCUGUACACAAAACAGAGGAACUCAUUGAUGACACAGUUACACCUUUCGAUGACAUUUUAACAUCAGAAACGGCAAAGGUUAUCGAAGAGGCUCCAGAGCAAGUUAAAGUUACACAAGUUACUACUGAAACUGGCGAAUUGAAGUCUGUUAAGACUACAAAACGUGUGAUUAGGAAGCAGAAAGGUAAAAAGCAGGAAAAAACUGAAAUAACAACUGUCGAAAAAGAAGGCGAGGAACCAGUCACCACAGUGUCCGUAACAGAAGAAACGACACCGGAGGAAGAAGAACUCAAGACCGUCGAAAUUAUUGAGCUUCCAGAGGAAACAGUCGUCGAGGAUGUCGAAACGCCAGAAGGUAAGCCCAAACAAAAGAAAAUUACAAACCGCAUUAUCAAAAAGAAGGUGGGUCCAAAACUCGAAACCACACAAAUCAUAACUGAACAAGAAGAUGACAAAGCACCAGUCACUUCUGUACACAAAACAGAGGAACUCAUUGAUGACACAGUUACACCUUUCGAUGACAUUUUAACAUCAGAAACGGCAAAGGUUAUCGAAGAGGCUCCAGUGCAAGUUGAAGUUACACUAGUUAGUACUGAAACUGGCGAAUCGAAGUCUGUUAAUACUACAAAACGUGUGAUUAGGAAGCAAAAAGGUAAAAAACAGGAAAAAACUGAAAUAACAACUGUCGAAAAAGAAGGCGAGGAACCAGUCACCACAGUGUCCGUAACAGAAGAAACGACACCGGAGGAAGAAGAACUCAAGCCCGUCGAAAUUAUUGAGCUUCCAGAGGAAACAGUCGUCGAGGAUGUCGAAACACCAGAAGGUAAGCCCAAACAAAAGAAAAUUACAAAACGCAUUAUCAAAAAGAAGGUAGGUCCAAAACUCGAAACCACACAAAUCAUAACUGAACAAGAAGACGAUAAAACACCAGUCACUUGUGUACACAAAACAGAGGAACUCAUUGACGACACACUCUCACCUCUCGUGGACCUACUCACACCCGAAAAGGCAAAGGUUAAAGAAGAGGCUCCCGAAGAGGUAAAAGUAACCGAAGUCGUUUCUAAAAUAGGCGAUAAAAAGACAGUGAAAACAACAAAGCGCGUGAUCAAAAAACAGAAGGGUCCAAAACAGGAAGUAACUGAGAUAACGACUGUCGAAAAGGAAGGAGAAGAACCAGUCACAACUGUCACCGUAACGGAAGAAAAGUCACCAGAGGAAGAAGAUACACAAACGCCAGAAAUCGUCGAACUUCCUGAAGAAUCGACUAUAGAAGAAAUCAAAUCACCCGAUGGUAAGUCGAAACAAAAGAAAGUCACAAAACGUACUAUUAAAAAUAAGGUAGGUCCUAGGGUCGAUACUACACACAUCACGACUACACAUGAAGAUGACCAAGCACCCGUCGUUUCUGUACACACUACACAAGAAUUCCUAGACGAUACACUAACCACAUUUGACGAUUUACACAAACUAGUUCAUGCACAAGUUCUCGAGGAGGCUCCCGAGGAGGUCAAAGUUACUCAAACUGUUACGGAACAGGGUGACACGAAACUUGUAAAAACAACGAAGCGCGUUAUUAAAAAGCCUAAGGGCUUGAAACAAGAAGUGACCGAAAUAAUCACUAUCGAAAAUGAAGGAGAAGAGCCUGUGACAACCGUUACCGUAACGGAAGAAAAGUCACCAUGGGAAGAAGACACACAAACGCCAGAAAUCGUCGAACUUCCGGAAGAAACGGUCGUUGAAAAUAUUGAAUCGCCUGAAGGUAAGCCUAAACAAAAGAAAGUCACGAAACGCGUUAUAAAAAAGAAGGUCGGUCCGAAACUCGAAAUCACACAAAUUGUAACUGAACAAGAAGACGAUAAAACACCAGUCACUUUUGUACACAAAACAGAGGAACUCAUUAACGACACACUCACACCUCUCGUGGACCUACUCACUCCCGAAAAGGCAAAGGUUAUAGAAGAGGCUCCCGAAGAGGUAAAAGUAACCGAAGUCGUUUCUAAAAUAGGCGAUAAAAAGACAGUGAAAACAACAAAGCGCGUGAUCAAAAAACAGAAGGGUCCGAAACAGGAAGUAACUGAGAUAACGACUGUCGAAAAGGAAGGAGAAGAACCAGUCACAACUGUCACCGUAACGGAAGAAAAUUCACCAGAGGAAGAAGAUACACAAACGCCAGAAAUCGUCGAACUUCCUGAAGAAUCGACUAUCGAAGAAAUAAAAUCACCCGAUGGUAAGUCGAAACAAAAGAAAAUCACAAAACGUACUAUUAAAAAGAAGGUAGGUCCGAAACUCGAAACCACACAAAUUGUAACUGAACAAGAAGACGAUAAAACACCAGUCACUUUUGUACACAAAACAGAGGAACUCAUUGACGACACACUCACACCUCUCGUGGACCUACUCACACCCGAAAAGGCAAAGGUUAUAGAAGAGGCUCCCGAAGAGGUAAAAGUAACCGAAGUCGAUUCUAAAAUAGGCGAUAAAAAGACAGUGAAAACAACAAAGCGCGUGAUCAAAAAACAGAAGGGUCCAAAACAGAAAGUAACUGAGAUAACGACUGUCGAAAAGGAAGGAGAAGAACCAGUCACAACUGUCACCGUAACGGAAGAAAAUUCACUAGAGGAAGAAGAUACACAAACGCCAGAAAUCGUCGAACUUCCUGAAGAAUCGACUAUCGAAGAAAUCAAAUCACCCGAUGGUAAGUCGAAACAAAAGAAAAUCACAAAACGUACUAUUAAAAAGAAGGUAGGUCCUAGGGUCGACACUACACACAUCACGACUACACAUGAAGAUGACAAAGCACCCGUCGUCUCUGUACACACUACACAAGAAUUCCUAGACGAUACACUAACUACAUUUGACGAUUUACACAAACCAGUUCAUGCACAAGUUCUCGAGGAGGCUCCCGAGGAGGUCAAAGUUACUCAAACUGUUACGGAACAGGGUGACACGAAACUUGUUAAAACAACGAAGCGCGUUAUUAAAAAGCCUAAGGGCUUGAAACAAGAAGUGACCGAAAUAACCACUAUCGAAAAUGAAGGAGAAGAGCCUGUGACAACCGUUACCGUAACGGAAGAAAAGUCACCAUGGGAAGAAGACACACAAACGCCAGAAAUCGUCGAACUUCCGGAAGAAACGGUCGUUGAAAAUAUUGAAUCGCCUGAAGGUAAGCCUAAACAAAAGAAAAUCACGAAACGCGUUAUAAAAAAGAAGGUAGGUCCUAGGGUCGACACUACACACAUCACGACUUCACAUGAAGAUGACAAAGCACCCGUCGUCUCUGUACACACUACACAAGAAUUCCUAGACGAUACACUAACCACAUUUGACGAUUUAUACAAACCAGUUCAUGCACAAGUUAUCGAGGAGGCUCCCGAGGAGGUCAAAGUUACUCAAACUGUUACGGAACAGGGUGACACGAAACUUGUAAAAACAACGAAGCGCGUUAUUAAAAAGCCUAAGGGCUUGAAACAAGAAGUGACCGAAAUAACCACUAUCGAAAAUGAAGGAGAAGAGCCUGUGACAACCGUUACCGUAACGGAAGAAAAGUCACCAUGGGAAGAAAACACUCAAACGCCAGAAAUCGUCGAACUUCCGGAAGAAACGGUCGUUGAAAAUAUUGAAUCGCCUGAAGGUAAGCCUAAACAAAAGAAAAUCACGAAACGCGUUAUCAAAAAGAAGGUAGGUCCGAAACUCGAAACCACACAAAUUGUAACUGAACAAGAAGACGAUAAAACACCAGUCACUUUUGUACACAAAACAGAGGAACUCAUUGACGACACACUCACACCUCUCGUAGACCUACUCACACCCGAAAAGGCAAAGGUUAUAGAAGAGGCUCCCGAAGAGGUAAAAGUAACCGAAGUCGUUUCUAAAAUAGGCGAUAAAAAGACAGUGAAAACAACAAAGCGCGUGAUCAAAAAACAGAAGGGUCCGAAACAGGAAGUAACUGAGAUAACGACUGUCGAAAAGGAAGGAGAAGAACCAGUCACAACUGUCACCGUAACGGAAGAAAAUUCACCAGAGGAAGAAGAUACACAAACGCCAGAAAUCGUCGAACUUCCUGAAGAAUCGACUAUCGAAGAAAUCAAAUCACCCGAUGAAAUAGGACAUCUAAACAAUCUUCAAGAAUCGACGAUCAUCUUACCUAAACAAGAAGUAGAUGAAAUUAGAGAAGGAAGACCACAACCAAUUGAUAAAAUAAAAACGAACAAACUUCUAAAACCACAAAAAAUGGAACAUGGCUCUGUUAAAAUAAGUGCUGCUCAGUUUGCAGAAGAAGUAGUGCAACCCCAAUUUUCUAAGCUUAAACUAAAGAAAUCAACAAUUAAACCAAAACAAGAACCAACAGUCACAACGUUGCCAAAAGUUCAAUUAAAAAGCCGUAUAAAAUUGUUUACUGACUGGCCGCCGAAGGAUAUCAAACCUAUUAUUACAUUUUUGGGAAGUGUAAAACAAAACGGUGAACUAUCAAGAAAUAUUAAAGAAGCAUCAAAAAUAAAAAAGAAACCUGUUAAAAUAUCAGCACUUCCAGAAUUAGAAAGACCGGUUUUAGAAAAACCAGAAGAUUUUAGCUGUGAACUUGUGAAACAACCUUUGGAAGUACCACAAGAUAUUGAUAAAAAAAUUAAUGAAGAAGACUUGAUUGAAAAUGUUAAAAAAGAAACAGUUUUGCAUAUAAAACCUGACAAAAUUCAGGUACAAGAAGAUGUAACUUUAAUAAAGAAAAAACCGAAACUGAAACCUAUGCCAAUAGAAGAAAUACAAUUUAAUCAACCUCAGUUUGCAGAGCCACAGUUUAAAAACCUUAAGUUAAAAAAAGGUGUUGCCAAAACAAAGCCAGAAAGUUUAGUUGUAAAAAUACCAAAAAUUCAACUUAAAAGUCGCAUAAGAUAUGUAACGGAAUGGCCUCCUUCAAUAAUAAUACCCAGCAUAACACUUUUAAGUGCCAUUAGACAAAAUGGAGUUCUUUCUAGGAACAUAAAAGAGGCUGCUGCAGUUAAGAAAAAGGUAUUAAAACAACCGAAGCUCCCAGACAGUCAUAAAACGGAGUUAGAAAAACCAAUGUUCACACAUGAAGACAUUAUAGAAAGAACAAAACCUGAAGAACAGCCAAUCAAAGUUGUCGAAGAACAUAUCGAUUAUGACGUAAUAGAAGAACCAAGUAAAAUAGAAAAAAAGAUUAUCGAGGAUGAAGAAAAAGAACAUAAAGAUAUUAUUGAAGAGGAACCUCAGCACGUAACGAUAAAACCUCGGCGUGCGAGUGUAAAAACAAUUGAAGAAUUUGCUGAUGAAGUAACUAUAAAAAAGAAAUUAAAGCCAGUUCGAAAGUCAUCUGUAACACUCCCAGAAAUAACUGAACCAGAAGAAGUUACUUUUAGACCUAAAACAAUAAAAACUAAAGAAGAUGUCGAGCAAGAAUUUAAUAUACAAUUAGAUUCUUAUCUUGAAGAAGAAAUAUCAAUGUCAAGUAAAGUUAAAUUAAAACCACAGAGGCAACCAACAUUUAACGAAGAAGCUAAUGAAGCUUCCAUAAAGUAUUAUAAAGAAAAUGAUGAUGAAGUAGAUAUAGUUGAAAUAAUCGAUAAUGAAGAAAAAGACGAAAGUUCUAAUGUCACAAUGCCAUUGAAAAAGGCGGCAAUUAAAAAGAUGUCAGUGGAAUAUAUGGAUGAUGUAGCAGAAAAUAUUUCUUUACCCAAGAAAACAAUAUUAGACAAGAAAACCGAAUUCAUUGAAAAUGUUACAUUUGAAUUGGGCAAAAAAGAGGACUAUGUGAUUGAUAAUCAAGAAAUUUCUUUUGAUAUUAAACAGCAAUUAGACGAAUUCAAGCAAGAAGAACUGUCACUUUCCAGUAAUAUAAAACUGAUACCUAAGAAAAAAGUCACUGUAACUGAAGAAGCAGAUGAAACAUCAAUACAACUACUUAAAGAAAUCGAAGAUGAUAGCCAAGCAGAGGAAGUAAUUAUUAGUGAAGGUGAAUCAGAAGAAAAUGUUGAAAUGAUAUUUAGGAGACAACCUAAAAAAUCAACAUACGAAGUUAGUGAAGUAGAAGAACAAAGUAUUGAAUUAAAACCGAAAAAAGUCAGCAACAAAAUAUUUGAAGAAGAAGAACUUACAAUAUCAGCUAAGCGGAAACCAAAGAAAACAGGACCGGUUCAAGAAGCAGAAGCAUCAAUGAGUAUAGCAAAGGAACAAGAAUUUCCCGAAACUCCAAUUAAUGUUCGAUGCGGCGAUACAGUAUUCGCUGUUUACUCUUAUGUGGCAGAGACAGACGAGGCCAUAAAUCUCGUAGAGGGUGAAAGAUUAUACAUACUAGAAACUACAAAUCAAGACUGGUGGUAUGUUCGGAAACAUCUCACUGAAGAAAAGGGUUGGGUGCCAGCGCAGUACUUAAUGGAUGAAUCAAAUUAUACCUUGUAUCUUCAAAAAAAAUUGAAUGAGAAAAUUGAUAAAUUGCCUGUUUUUGAAAAACCUACUUCCGAGGAACGAGCUAUCGCCCCGAUAUUUGUUGAAAAGCUGCGCCCAAAACAUACACCAGACGGGGCGACCGUGCAGUUUGAAUGUCAAGUCGAAGGAUUUCCUAGACCUCAAAUAACGUGGUUUAGACAAACAGCCAUAAUAAAACCAUCCCAAGAUUUUCAGAUGUAUUAUGACGACGAUAACGUAGCUACGCUAGUGAUCAGGGAAGUAUUUCCAGAGGACGCGGGAACAUUUACUUGUGUAGCUAAGAAUGCAGCCGGAUUUGCUUCGAGCACUACUGAGUUAAUAGUUGAGGCACCAUUAUCAGAUCAUGGAUCAGAAAUGACCAUUCUUUCCAGAAAAAGUUUAUCUAGAGAAUCGUCAUUAGCGGAUAUAUUGGAAGGCAUUCCUCCGACAUUUUCAAAACGACCGAAGGCUCAAUACGUUGACGAAGGCUCACAAAUUUACUUAGAGUGUAGGCUAGUCGCCAUUCCCGAGCCUGACAUCACUUGGUUCUUUAAAGGAGAAGAAAUAAUGCCAAAUGAUAAUAUUUCCAUAGCUACAGAAUCUGAUAUGCACAUGUAUUGUAGUGUUCUGAAGAUAUCAAAUGUUAAAAAAUAUCAAGAAGGCACAUACACAGUUCUUGCUAUCAACAGAGAAGGUGAAGCCAGCUUACCGAUAGUUCUCAAAAUUAAAACUGGUGAAAAAGAAAAACCACAAGUUAUAGAACCUCUCAAGAGUAUGACUAUAAGAGAAGGAGAAAGCGUCGUCUUAACGACACAAGUAGUUGGAACUCCGGAACCAAAAGUAUCAUGGUAUAAAAAUAAUAAGCCUAUUAAAACACUCACACAAAAAACUGAUGGAGAUAUUCACUCGAUAUCUAUCAUAAAGCCGAAGAAAGGUAAAGAUGACGGUUUAUAUACUCUUAAGGCGAUAAACUCUGAAGGAUCUACUGAUACCAGCGCUGUAAUAACCAUUGAAGAAUCAACCGAAGAAAACGAGGAACCACCUCUCUUUAUCAACAGAUUCCAAGAAUUAACAGUGAGAGAAAAAGGAACGAUCAUAUUAAACGCAAAGGUCACAGGUAAUCCUAUACCAUUAGUAACAUGGUACAGAAACAAUCAAAUCCUUACUCCCAAUGAAACUGUCACUCAGAACUUUGAUGGUGAAAAUAUUGAACUUGUCAUUACAAAUGUCGAUUCAGAAAUAGAUUCCGGUGACUACAAAUGUGUUGCCGCAAACACUGCCGGUAAGGCAUCUCACGGAGCUCGCGUCACGAUAGAUGUGGAUAAGGUGACGUUUGUCAGAAAUCUUAAAAAACAAUAUGAGAUACAAGAGGGAAAAACAGUUAUACUAGAAUGUGAAACGUCUCACACUGUUUCAACAAAGUGGUAUCACAACGACAAAGAACUGAGUGGAAUGGAUCACAGGGAAAUUGUACAAGAGAGUCGUAUACAUAAAUUGAGGAUAAAGAGAUCAAAAUUGUCCGACAGUGGAAUAAUCAGGUGCGUAGUUAAGGGACAAGAAACAAGCACAAACCUCAUCGUCAAUGAAACGUUACCAGAGUUCAUUCGUAAAUUACAAGACUUCGAAGUUAAAGAGCGGGACAUUGCCAUACUGGAAGUUGAAAUCAACUCGGAAACAGCCGAUGUAGUUUGGGAAAAAGAUGGUAAAACGAUUAAAACUAAAAAACACAAAUACGAUCUUGAAAAGCGUGGUAAUGUCAGGAAAUUGUUUAUUAGAAAUACAUCUGUUCACGAUGAAGGUGAAUAUACUUGCCGAUUGCGCGAUGAUGCGUGUACUGCCGAAGUGACCGUAGUAGAGUUGCCCCCGGAGAUAAUCAAACGACUUCGUGAUCAGAAGGUUAACAGGGGUAACAAAGCUACGUUCGACAUCGAGCUCACAAAAGGUGAUGCGCUCGUCAGAUGGUUUAAAAACGGUGCAGAGUUACAGUUCUCGAAUCAUAUUCAACUCACGAUAGACGGAAAAAAACAAAAAUUAAAAAUAUACGAUAGUGAGAAAAGUGAUGAAGGCGAAUAUACUUGCGAAGUUGGAAAUGACAAGUGCACGGCUAAACUCUUAGUUGAAGAACCAUCAGUUGACUUUACGUUAAGACUUCCCGAAGUAAUUGUAAUACCAGCUAACACUGAUGCGUACUUGACAGUCGAAGUACCCGAGGAUAGUCUUACGGUAACUUGGUUCAGAAGGAAGACCACGCUAGAGGAUUCGGAGAAGUUUACGCUAAUAACGGAUGACAAGAAACGUACACUCAUAAUAAGGCAGUGCACGGAGGAUGACCAAUGCGAAUACUCGUGUCAAUUACUGGACACCAGGUGCACCACUAAACUAAAAGUAGAAGUGAUUGAGUUUAUGCCAAAGAUUUUGGACUACGAAAAGAUAUAUAGGGUGAAAAGAGGCAGUGAUGUGACACUGUAUGUUCAAUAUGAAGCUAACCCUCAGCCUAACGAUGAAUGGGUAGUCAAUUCGAAAAUUAUUAAAAAGUCGAAGCACACGAAACCCUUUAUAGACUCCACGACAGCAAGUCUUACUAUCAAGAAAAUAGAACACUCAGACGCUGGGUUAUACAAACUAAGGCUUGAAAACAAUUGCGGCAUGACAGAAAUUGAUAUUGAAGUAAUUGUUUUGGAUAUAUCUUCACCCCCGGGGCAACCUCGGAUCUUAGGAGUGGAUGACAACUCAGUUAGCAUCUUUUGGUCGGAACCUAGUGACAAAGGUUUUUCCGAGAUUGAGUGUUACAUCGUCGAAUAUCAGGAGCAAAAUACAAUGGAGUGGUUGUCGGUAGAAAAUAUUCAAAAGACUCAAUAUUGCGUCAAGAACCUUAAAACGAAGUCAGCGUACAAAUUCAGAGUUUUCGCUAUAAACGAAGUGGGCGUAAGUGCAUCAUCCGAAACGACUGAGUACGUUCGCGUCGAGAAAGAAACGGAAAAUCAGCCUCCAACCGUGAAGAAAUCGUUAAUAGACGUGGUAGGUGAACCUGGUGAUGACGUCGAACUUACUUGCAUAUUCGGAGGUCUUCCAGAACCAAAGGUCACAUGGUACAAAAACGGGAAACAGUUAAAAACAGCCAAAGCCACUUACGUUAACAGAGUCGCGACAUUAGUUGUUACGGCUGCUAAGACAACCGAAGGCUUAUACAAGUGCGUUGCGACUAACGAUUACGGUGACAUAGACACGACUUGCUCGUUAGAAGUACGAAAGAAACCGACUGUGGUCGUGGCCAACGAAGAAGUCGAUCAGAAACAUGCAGUUGAUGAGCGCUGGUCGGUGACAGCAGUCAUCGAGGGCAUACCGAGGCCUGUGGUCGAGUGGUAUAGGAAUGGGUCCAGAGUGGACGUUACAAAGGAUGUCGAGAUUAUAACGACAGAUAGUUCUAGCCAGAUCAGAAUAUCGACUCUGAAAAGGUCCCACUCCGGGAAAUAUACGGUAGAAGCUGUGAAUACGGCUGGGUCUGCAUCUGUAGAAACCAUUCUUAAAGUUUACGACAAACCGAGCAAACCAGAAGGUCCCGUGAUAAUGAGAGAAAUAAGUCGAGAGUCUGUCACGAUAGAAUGGAAGCCUCCGCUUGACGACGGUGGUCUGGACUUGAUUAAGUAUGCUAUAGAGAAGCUCGAACCCGAGUUAGACCAGUGGGUCAGAGUGGCGGACGUCGACAAGAACAUAGAAACGUACUGCAUUCAGCGGUUGAAUGAGAACUGCGAAUACAUGUUCCGAGUAAUGGCGCAGAACCCGAUAGGAGUGUCUGAUGCCUUGGAGAGUGAGCCUAUCGUAAUUAAAAACGCUCUAGAUGUGCCGUCGCCGCCAAUCGGUCCGCUCGGGUUUUAUGGUAUCGAUAAUGAUUCUGUCACCAUCACGUGGUACCCUCCCGAGAGGAACGGUGGAUCGGCCGUUUUAGAUUACUCCAUUGAAAUCAAGCAAGAAGGCAAGAAGUGGAAGUAUGUGGCCACAUCAGUAGUGACUUCCGCCAAAAUCAGCAAGUUGUUUGCCAACACUACGUACUCGUUUAGAAUAUGCGCAAGGAACGAAAUUGGCACGAGCUUUCCAUACGAAUCUGAUGAGAAGAUUACUAUCGGAAAGACUUUGUCGCCUCCGUCACCGCCGCAGCGUGUUGUUAUACGAGAGACGACCUCGCGUUCCGUCACGCUGCAGUGGGCAGCACCGGAGAGCGACGGUGGCAGCGUCGUUACCAAUUACAUUAUCGAAUACAAGACCGUGAAGGGUAAAUCUUGGUCUAAAGUGGUGACGGUGAUGGGAACAGUCUUCGAGCGCUGCAUAGAGAACAUUAAAGAGAAAGACGAACUACUGUUUCGCAUAUCAGCCGAGAACGUGGUGGGAGUUAGUCUGCCUACCGAAUCUGAGACCGUUCGCCUGGAGAAGUAUGCGACGGUUCCGUCCCCCCCCACCGGCCCUCUAGAGAUCCGGAUGAUGGGCAACAUCGUAAUGACGUCAUGGGGAACCCCCGAGUGGGAUGGCGGCGCCCCUCUGCUGGGCUACCAUAUCGCCAUCCGCGACGUCACUAAGACCAUGUGGAUGGAAGUCGGCAAAGUGGAUGUCCACAGCCUCAAGUUCAAUAUAAAGGACCUCAGCGAAAACCACACGUACAUGAUCAGGAUAUACGCGAGGAAUGAGAUCGGCCUCAGUGAGCCGCUCGAGUCUGUCGAACCCUUCAAAGUGAUACCCUGCGAAGAUUCUCAAGUGGACGAGGAGCCCGGUGAGCAGACGGAGGCCACAGAACCGACCUCCUUCAGCACGCAGACCACGACCUCCUGGCUCCGAGAGCACAACAUGGACGCCGACAUACGGUCCUACGCGCGAGGCUCUCUCCUCCGCCGAGACGAAUACUUCUUCAGGAUAUGGCAUUACGCUAAACAACUCUUCAAAUGAUGAAGCCAUUUUUGACAUUUACUUACCGCAGAGCCUAACUCUUAUUAACGAGCACUAAAGUAAUCGCUUCCUCAUUACUCCCAAAGCGGUGGAGAUGAUGACGUCACGCUUACUCUACUGCUGGACUGGCACUGCUCGCCUGUGAUAUUACAUGUCUCAUAGUACGCGGAUAGACUAUUUAUUGUUCACAAUCGUUUUAUGUAUAGCCGAUAUUAAUUAUUUAAGAUAAUUUAUGCAAGUCUGAUUGGGGUGCGACGGGUCAGUCGGGAGACGUCAAUAUAGGUGCAUAUACGAGACCCGCGCCAUUCAUCAGGCUCCAUUUAUACUUCAAAUACUUUAUAAUAAAAUAACAAUUAAUAUUA
Molecule: messenger RNA, 45175 nt
Organism: Nymphalis io (European peacock)
Lineage: Eukaryota; Metazoa; Arthropoda; Insecta; Lepidoptera; Nymphalidae
Gene: Kettin
Product: titin
Exons: 59
Coding region: 228-44813 (14861 amino acids)
Molecular function (GO): protein binding
Source: RefSeq, a predicted model, not a curated record